Molecule: messenger RNA, 207 nt
Organism: Loa loa (African eye worm)
Lineage: Eukaryota; Metazoa; Nematoda; Chromadorea; Rhabditida; Onchocercidae
Exons: 2
Coding region: 1-207 (68 amino acids)
Source: RefSeq, a predicted model, not a curated record
AUGUUGACAAAUAAAAUUCCAAACUGUGCGUUUCUACGAGGUCAAAAAGGUGAAACCAGUUUGAAGAAGCGACAAAUCGGGGCUGCUAUGGGGAAUGCCAUAGGUUCGCUGACUGUGGCAGUCGCACCAUCGCAACAUUUGAUGAACGGGAUGUCUGCUGCUAACAUACGUUAUGAUUUCAGUGUGAUGAAAGAUACUUCACACUGA